Seriola dumerili (greater amberjack) is the source of this 2596-nucleotide messenger RNA. It is a transcript of the gene noc3l, whose product is annotated as NOC3 like DNA replication regulator. Gene Ontology annotation, molecular function: chromatin binding. The transcript has 21 exons. The record is from RefSeq and is a predicted model, not a curated record. Gene Ontology annotation, cellular component: nucleolus. Bases 136 to 2547 code for a protein of 803 amino acids. NCBI's taxonomy places the organism in Eukaryota, Metazoa, Chordata, Actinopteri, Carangiformes, Carangidae. Gene Ontology annotation, biological process: DNA replication initiation.
AGAUCUACACACGUGUGGCAACAAACCGCAGCUUUUUACCAAAACACACCGGGAAACGUUAUCACAUACACACCGAGGAGGGUGGACAGAACCCGGGUCUGAAUCUGCGCUGUGAGACGGAGAGUUCCCGCCGCCAUGGGUCCGCCUCGGUCAAAGAAGCGUCGGCCGACCUUCCGCCGUCUGCUGAAGACGAGCGGCGUGAAGCUCGAGAACAAACUGAAGAACCGUCAGCUGAAGCAGCAGAACAUCGCCAAGAAGCAGCGUAAAGAACAGAAGAAGCUGAGACAGGCAGUGAAGGAUGCCGCCAUCAGGACGCCUCGCCCACUGGAGACGUACAGGAAGAGACCAGAGGAAGAGGAGGAUGAGGAGGAGUUUCUGGAGACUCUGCCCACAGACAUGAUGGAGGAUGACGACCUGCAGCAGAUGACCACCAUGGCUCGACAAGCCUCCUUCAUCACCAGAGACCUGUCGUCAUGCGGGCCGGUGCACGGCGGGAAGAAGCGGAGCUCAGAGGUCGUCCGUGGUUAUGAGAAAGUUCCCAGGAAGAUGGCGAGGAUGGAGGAGAAGGAGGUGAUCCACCUGCUGCCAAUCAAAGACAAGACGGGCGUCAUCCCACAGAGUGUAGAGAGAGUUGUCAAAAAGCAGAAGGAAGAGGAGGAGGAGGAGGAGGAAGAAGCUGCUGCUGAGGAGCCACAGGAGGAGGAGAACGGGGGGGGGCUGGAGAGCAUUGCAGAUCUGACAGCUGAGCAGAGAGAGCAGCUCAGAGUUCAGAAGAUCACCCAGAAGAAGCUGCUCAUAGCCGGUCUAGGAUCAGCCAUCAUCUCAGACCCCGUCAGUAACAUGAAGCGGGUGAAGGAGCUGCGUGGGAUGCUGAUGGAGUCGGACCCCUCUGUGGCGGUGACCGUCAGGAAGCUGGUGAUGGUUUCUCUCAUGGAGAUCUUUAAAGACAUCGCUCCCACCUACAGGAUCCGUCCCCUGACCCCCGCAGAGAAGGCCGCCAAGGUGAAGAAAGAGACUCAGCAGCUCAGAGAGUUCGAGGAGGGUUUGGUCAGUCAGUACAAGUUCUACCUGGAGGACCUGGAGCAGACAGUCAGAGACUGGAAGCAGAGGAAGAAGAAGCGCAGUCAGGCGGUGGGUUUCCAGUCGUACCGCGGCCUGGCUGAAGUGGCCGUUCGUUGCCUGUGUGAGCUGCUGCUCGCUCUGCCGCACUUCAACUUCCACAACAACAUAAUCGUCAUCCUUGUCCCGCUGAUGAACGAUCCUGCCAAGAAGGUGUCGGACAUGUGUUGUGAUGCAUUCAGGAAGCUCUUCCAGCAGGACAAACAGGGCGGGGCUUCAUUGGCCACUGUGAGGGUCGUCUCCGGCCUCGUGAAGAGCCUCAACUACAACGUCAGACCUGAGGUGCUGAGGACCCUGCUCAGUCUGAGGAUUAAGGAAGUGGAGAUGAAGAAGGACAUCGAGGCGACGGCACCAAAGAAGAAGUUCAUGAACAACAAAGAGAAGAAAAAGAACCUGUCGAGGAUGCAGAGGAAGUGGAAGAAGGCGGAGGAAAAGCUGGAGAAGGAGCUGCUGGAGGCUGAAGCCUCAGAGAGCAAAGAGAAGAAGAUCAAGCUGCACACAGAGACUCUGAACAUCGUCUUCCUCAUCUACUUCAGGAUUUUGAAGAAAGCUAAGAAGUCUGUUCUUCUUCCUGCUGUACUGGAGGGACUGGCCAAUUUUGCUCAUCUGAUCAACCUGGAGUUCUUUGACGACCUGCUCAACGUGUUGCAGAACCUCAUCCAGUCAGGAGAUCUGACCAAUCGGGAGAGUCUCCACUGUAUCCAGACUGUCUUCACCAUCCUGUCAGGACAAGGUGACGUCCUGAACAUCGACCCUCUCACCUUUUACUCUCAGCUCUACAAGAUGCUGCGGCAGCUGCACGCAGGGGUGCCCAAUGAUGACAUCAUCAUUGUGCUGCGGUGCCUGGAUGCCAUGCUGACACGGCGCAGGAAGCAGGUGACCCUGCAGAGGGCAAUGGCAUUCGUGAAACGACUGAGCACGCUCAGUCUGCACGUACUGCCCAACGCCAGCGUGGGGAUUCUCGCUGCCAACAGAUCCACCAUGCAUUCAUUCCCUAAGUGUGACUUCCUGUUGGAUAACGAGGUUCAGGGCAGCGGCUUCUACCUGCCAGAGCUGGACGAACCUGAACACUGCAACGCUCAGAACACAGCUCUGUGGGAGCUACACACACUGCAGAGACAUUUCCACCCGGUGGUUCGGCAGUUUGCGUCUCACCUGUGUCAGGGAGCUCCCAGCGAGGGGGCAGGGUCACUUGGAGCGAAGCUGAGCCGCAGGUGUCCAGUGGAGCUGUUUGGUGAUUACAGCGUCAGAGACAUGACCUUUAACCCCCCGGUGGCUCCGCCCAGCACCAAGAAGAAGGAUAGAUUCUCAGGCGGAGCGACGCUGCUGGACCCCGAGCUGCAGAGACAAGUCCAGAGCGUCCUGACUGCUGCCGCCGAGGACGCUCAGCUGGACUUUACUGCUACACACACAGCGACCCAGCACUGACACACACAUACACACAAACAAAUCUUUUCUAACAAAUGUAAAAAACGUG